GAUACUCACCUGAGCUUCACAUGUUCUUUUAUCUUUCCUUCAUCAUAAUUUCAAAGAAACCCCACAAAGAAAACAAUUUAUAUUUAUUAUAAAAGAUAAUUCAACAAUCCCAACUUCCUUAUUUCACACUCUGACAUUCCCAGAUCUUUUGCUGUUACACACUAUUCACUUUGUUUUUUGGGAUUUGAGAUUUACCCUUUUCUGUUCUCUGAUUAAUUUACUGAUUUUCGCUUCUGGGCAUGUUUUUUUUGACCAAAUUCAAUCUUUGCGAUUUUUUUUCCUUUUGAUUCAAGGUUUGGAUACAGAAUUCCUAUCAAUAAGGAAAUAAGAAUUAAUACAUCCUGUAGGUGAUGGAAAUCUUUUGAGAUAGUUUAGGAGAUUCUGACAUCUACCCAAUAAAGAUUUUCAGGGUUUCAAGUAGGAAGAGUUGAUGACUUUUGUGGGUGAUUUGUGGGUGAAACUGAAUUGAUCAGAGGUUUUGAAGGGUAAUGAAGUGAGUUGUGGGAUCAAGGUGAGUUCAUGGACCGUCGGAGUUGGUUAUGGAGGAGAAGGUCAUCAGAUAAGUGUCCUGGUGCUGAGACCGAUAGCUCAGGAUCAAUUUCUUCCCCUUCUGAGAGAUUCUCAGAUGAGCACCAGGCAUCUCCAAAUCAAACUACGCAAUCACCAGAGGUCACCUCAAAAGUGGCACCUCAUGAUGAAGAUGUCAAUGAUGGAGUGAAUAUUUUGACCAAGAAACUAUCUGCUGCUGUUGCAACUAUUAGUGCAAAGGAAGAAUUGGUAAAGCAGCAUGCUAAAGUUGCAGAAGAAGCUGUUGCAGGUUGGGAAAAAGCUGAAAAUGAGGUAGUUAUAUUAAAGCAGCAACUCGAUGCUGCAUCAAAGAAAAACUUGUCACUUGAGGAUAGGAUACUGCAUCUUGAUGGGGCCCUCAAGGAGUGCUUGAGGCAGUUGCGACAAGUGCGAGACGAGAAAGAUGAAAAGACUGAAGAAGCCAUUUGUAAGAAAGCACCCGAUUCAGAGUCCAAAAAAUGUGAGUUUGAAGUUCAGAUUUCUGAUCUACUUGCCCAACUUGAAACGGCAAAUGGUAAGCUGGAAGCUGCGGCUUCUUUGGAGUCCGAUCUUCGCCUCAAGCUAGGUUAUAUAGAAAAGGAAAAUACUUCUUUGCAAAUGAAACUCCGUUCUCGAGUAGAAGAGUUAAAAAUCAGGACUCUUGAAAGGGAUUUGAGCACAAAAACAGCAGAAACAGCGAGUAAACAGCACUUAGAGAGCAUAAAAAGGGUUGCUAAGCUUGAGGCUGAAUGCCGAAGAUUGAAAACCAUGGCCCGUAAGGUAACAUCAUGUAAUGAUUCUACCACUGACGGUCAAUCAGAUUAUAGAGAAAGGUUAACUGAUUGUGAGCCAAACCGAUCAGAUUUAUGCACAUCUUCUCAUAAAGUUGAAAAAACGCCCUCAAAAACCCACAUGCCCCCACCACUAGAAAUUAAUCUCAUGGAUGAUUUCCUCGAGAUGGAGAUGUUAGCAGCAUUGCCCGAGAAUGAAAAUAAUCGGAGUUUUGAACGUGCAACCUCAAUUGACGAACAUAGUAACAACAAUUGCUCCUCGCUAAAAUUGGAACUUGAUACCAUGAUAAAAAGAGCGGCUGAGCGCGAGGAGAAGAUCGAGUUUCUUGAAACAGAAAAGGUUAGUUUAGCUUCGGCGUUAACUCAAUGCCAGGAUAAGUUGAAGCUUUCGGAAGCUCAGUUGAACACAUGUCAGAAUCAACUGAAGAUAUCACAAGCACAGUUGAGAGAAGCGAAUAAAAAGCUUGGAAUGUUGCAGGAUGAAUUGGAUUUGGCAAAUGAAUUGAGGCAGGCAAUUGACCUUGAGCUCGAUGAUGCAAAUGUGAGGAAGGAAGAGGCGGAGUCUCGGUGUAAAGUAAUCGAGGAUGAGAGGGAAAGUUUGCUCUCUAAAGUGAGUUUUUUGGAGGGCGAGGCUGAAAAGGAGACAGCAUUAUGUGAAGAGGCUUCAAUGAAGUGUCGAACUUUGGAAGACGAGCUUUCUAGGAUGAAACACGAAUAUGAUACAUGGAAAAGUCGGUUGGAAUCUGCAAAUGAAUCGAGGGAGGCACUUGAGCGAGAACAUAUGAGCACAACUGCAAAAAAAGAGGCUGCAGAAUCACAACUAAAAGAUGUGAAAGCCGAGGCUUUAGUAAAGUGUCGAACUUUGGAAGAUCAGUUGGCAUCUAUGAAUGAAUCAAAGGAAGCGCUUGAGCGAGAACUUAUGAGUACAACUGCGCAGAAAGAGGCUGCAGAAUCACAACUAAAAGAUGUGAAUGCCGAGGCCAAAUCCCUACUCGCUAACAUUGGUUCCUUGGAGGAAGAUAUAGGAAAUGAGAGACGGUUGUCUGAAGAAUUUAGUGCCAAGUGUAAGGUGUUAGAGAAUGAGCUUUCGAGAAUGAAAAAUGACGCUGAGACCUGGAAAAGUCAAUUAACUUCGGCCAAUGACUUGAAGGAUUCGGUUAAUGAAGAGCUUCAAAUGAUAAAUGCAAAGAAAGAAGAAGCAGAGUCACAACUUAAAGAAGCACUUGCUAAAGUUGGCUCAUUGGAGCAUGAAGUGGAAAACGAGAGGGCGUUGUCCGCGGACUUUGCAUCCAAGUGUAGGAAGUUAGAAUAUGAGCUUUCGAAGAUAAAAUCUGAAGCCUGUUUUCAGGUUCCACUGAUAUCCAAGGAGGAGUUGAAUAAACAGCAGUUUUGGCAGGAAAAAGAGUUAGCAGUAGCUGCCAACAAACUGGCAGAAUGUCAAAAAACAAUUGCAUCACUCGGAAAUCAACUGAAAUCGCUGGCAUCACUCGAGGAUAUUUUCUUGGAGUCAGAGAGGCUGAUGGAGGUCUCUGGAGAUCUUCCUCUAAGCAGCAGUGUAAUUUCUGAUACAUUAACGUCAGAAUCUUACCGGAAUACUUCAUCAUUCCGAAAGGAAAUUAAGGGAAAGUCUGCCAAAUAUGAUGCUGCUAAAAAGGGUUUGUCAUCAUUGAGUCUAGACAGCAAGCAAGACGAACAUGGGUAUGUGAAAUUGUUUGCUCGAACUAAGAGCAUAGUUAGAAGCUAGAACACUUGAAUAAACAGAUGGUUUAUACUAUGUGAUGUCUGCGCACAUUCUCCGCAUAGUGGGGUCCGGGGAGGAAGGUAGCGGACAGAUCAUACCCGUAUCCCUUCCAAAGAGAGGAAACGCGCACUCAGAUAAUUCUAUUGUCUAUUGUUUUAUUAUAAAUCCGUGCCUCGGAUUUGUACAUUACUUUUGUGUAUAGGGAGUUUUAUCAUCAUGUGCAACUCUUGAUCCACAUUUUUGAUUGGUGAGGUAUAACAAAAGUGAAAGUGUACAUCGUGUGAAGAAUUUCUUAGGCAAGAUAAAUUUAGUUGUUUUUUUUGUUGGCCCAACAGCCAUGAAUAAUCCACAUUAGUAUGAUAAUCUCUGCUAAGAUCUGAGCCCACACAUAAUUUCUUUAGGGUAUACCUUCCCAAGAAGCAUCAUUCAAUUACUUUUAUGUUUGUCAAAGCUUUCUUAUUUUUUCGAUAUGAAACCUGGAAUGUACAUUCAACAGAUUUAAGUGAUCAAACUAGUACAAGUAAAAAUCUAUGAUUACAUCACCAAUAAAAUAUUAUAAUAGAAUUUAGUUAAGU
Amaranthus tricolor (Joseph's coat) is the source of this 3653-nucleotide messenger RNA. Its product is annotated as filament-like plant protein 3. Lineage: Eukaryota; Viridiplantae; Streptophyta; Magnoliopsida; Caryophyllales; Amaranthaceae. The coding region runs from base 520 to 3081 and encodes 853 amino acids. The transcript has 5 exons. The record is from RefSeq and is a predicted model, not a curated record.